Molecule: messenger RNA, 2530 nt
Organism: Rhinopithecus roxellana (golden snub-nosed monkey)
Lineage: Eukaryota; Metazoa; Chordata; Mammalia; Primates; Cercopithecidae
Product: protein FAM47A
Exons: 3
Coding region: 73-2376 (767 amino acids)
Source: RefSeq, a predicted model, not a curated record
CUCCUAGCGACUAGAGCGGCAGGGAUCAGGAACCGCGGAAACUGGAGAGGUGGCACCCCAGCGAGGGCCACCAUGGGGAACCAGAGACCGCAGGACCAGCCGAGGUCCCCGGGCAUGGACUUCAAACCCUGGUACUGUGACAAACCGCCUUCCAAGUGCAUCGCGAAGCGCAAGCACAGGCGCCUGAGGUUCCUGCCCAUGGACACCCAGAACUGGGUAUUCAUGACGGAGGGCAUGAACGACUUCCGCUACGGCUGUCCGUCUCCCGAAGAUACGCUCAUUUGUGGCCGUGACGAGUUCUUACUCCCCAAAAGCUCUCGCAGAGGUCCCCAAACUGACCCCAAAAGCAGGCAGAAAAAGUUGCUCAAGAAAGCGGCCCUAUUUUCCAAGCUCUCUCCAGCCCAGCUAGCACGGAAGGCGUUCGUAGAGGAAGUGGAAGCCCAGCUGACGGCCAAGCAUCCCUUGGCCAUGUACCCCAAUCUGGGAGAAGAUAUGCCUCCAGAUCUCCUACUACAGGUGCUGAAACUGCUGGAUCCUGAGAGGAAGCUGGAGGAUGCUUGGGCUCGUUGUGAGGCCCGGGAGAAAACAACCGAGGUACCCACAGAGCCUGGUAAAUACCCCAGUGGGGAACUCUGCCCAAAGCCUCCCGAGACUCCGGUGUCACAUCUCUGCCCGGAGCCUCCCAAGACUCCGGUGUCCAGUCUCCACCCGGAGCCUCCUGAGUCUGGAGUGUCCCAUCUCCACCCGGAGCCUCCCAAGACUCCGGUGUCCUGUCUCCGCCCAGAGCCUCUCGAGACUGGAGUGUCCCAUCUCGGCCCGGAACAUCCCAACACUCGUCGGGUGUCCAGUCUCCUACGACAGCUACUGAAACUGGAUUCUGAGAGGAAGCUGGAAGACGCACGGGCUCGUUGCGAGGGCCGAGAGAAGACAACCAACGAACACACAGAGCGUGGUAAAUACCCUUGUGGGGAAUUCUGCCCGCGGCCUUUCGAGACUCCAGUGUCCCAUCUCCGCCAGGAGCCUCCCAAGACUCCGGAGUCCAGUCUCCGGCCAGAGCCUCCUGAGACUGGAACCGGAGUGUCCCAUCUCCGCCUAGAGCCUCCCAAGACUCGUCGGGGGUCCAGUCUCCACUUGGACCCUUCUGAGACUGGAGUGUCCCAUCUCGGCCUAGCGCCUCCCAAGACUCGUCGGGGGUCCAGUCUCCACUCGGAGCCUUCCGAGACUGGAGGGUCCCAUCUCCGCCCGGAGCCUCCCAAGACUGAAGUGUCUCAUCUCCAGCCAGUGCCUCCCAAGACUGGAGUGUCCCAUCUCCGCCCAGAACCUCCCGACACCAGUCGGGUGUCCAAUCUCCUACUAUACAUGCUGAAAGUGCUGGAUUCUGGGAGGACGCUGAAGGACGUAUGGGCUCGUUGUGAGGCCCGGGUGAAGAAAAUCGAGGAACCCACCGAGCCUGAUAAAUUCCCUUGUGGGGAACCCUGCUUGCAGCCUCCGAAGGCUCAGGUGUCCCAUCUCCACCCGCAGCCUCCCAAGACUCGUCGGGCGUCCAGUCUCCGCUCGGAUCCUCCCAAGACUCGUCGGAGGUCCAUUCUCCGUCCAGAGUCUCCCAAGACUCGUCGGGUGUCCAGUCUCCGCCUGGAGCUUCCCAAGACUCGUCGGGUGUCCAGUCUCCGCGCGGAGCCUCCCAAAGCUCCAGUGUCCCAUCAGUUCUCGGAGCCUCCCAAGAUUCGAGCGUCCUACAUAAAAGAACUGUUUCACGAAGAUACACCAAACACAACAGAGUGCGUUUCUGACUCUCUUCGAUAUAGAUACACAUCAGAAAAACUCCGUGAAUUCUUCAAGUGGGCUGCAGACCUGGGAGCUGAUGAAGAAUCCAUCAGGAAUCUGUUUGACUUUACCCCCAAGUACAGAGCAACCUAUUACGACCAAAAGAUUAAGAAGGUAAAAGAGUGUUCCUCAGAGCUGAAGUACAGCAUGGAGCUAGAUGAAAAGAAUGAGGCUAAAUUCUUCUCACAGGAAAAAUACUGGGGCAGGAAACUCCACACGCCAUCGAAUUCUUAUACCGCACAGCGUGUGAAGAUGAAGUAUGGAGCAUGGUACCUCAAGCCUAAGUUGUGGAAAAAGCUAAGAAGUGAUGAACCUUUGAUUGACCCCAAGCUCUUGCUUGAAAAGCCUGAUGAACCUGACAUUCUUGACGAUCUUUAUGGACCAAUUGCCUUUAAGGAUUUCAUUCUAAGCAAGGGCUAUGAAAUGCCUGCCAUCCUUGAAAGACUGUUUGCCAGGAAGGGAUGGACUUAUGACUCUGUUAAGACUCCUAUUCAACGUGCAAUACGAUUUUACAAGUACAAAGAAAUUGCACACACAUCGGAAGAAUAUUAGGUGGUUUUCCAUUUACUACUUAAUUGAGUAUUUCUUGCUCUGAUUUUAAACAUCAAUCAGAAUUUAUGAUGACUGGCCCCGUGGAUGUACAACUUCGGCAACAUCUGUAACUUCAAUACUUAAUGUUUAUAAAUAUUUCUUAAUGACCUGCUUU